AUGACUCCUCGUGCCUGUGGCAUGAUUCCAAUCCCAAACACCUUACAGGCACAAGCUCCUGCACAGGUGAAGCCAGCUGCGAGCAUUUCAUCCCUUCGAUAUCAGGCGGCCUCUGGGGCGUCGACCGCCUACACCACACCAGUGUCUCAAUCAUCAGAGACCUCCACAUGGUCGCAGCCGGUGCAGCAGAUUCCCAUACCACCGUUGAGGGCGAAGGUGGGCGCUCCCUUCGACGUCCCGAGGGCCUCGGUGCGGGAGAAGUGCCCCUCCUGGGCAUCGCCGAGCCCGCAACGCGUGAAGCGACGCUCGAAGCCACCGGAGAAGGCGUCCAAGGAAGAGACGGCUGCUGGCAAAGCGCCUGUGAAAAGUGAG
This is a messenger RNA of Durusdinium trenchii, 372 nucleotides long. NCBI's taxonomy places the organism in Eukaryota, Dinophyceae, Suessiales, Symbiodiniaceae. The record is from the annotation of a GenBank genome assembly.